AAUUAAACACAAUCAAUAUACAACAUGUUACUAAUAAUGGUCUCUUGCAAAAUGAGUGUACACGGCUCAUUAGAGAAAGUAAUCAAGUAACUUCAAGAUGUGAUAGGUUACAUCAAGAUAAUAGGAGAAAGGACAUGCAGAUUGUUGGUCUUGACAAAGAAAAUGUUCAGUUGAGUGUAGAAGUAGCUGAAAAAGACACUACCAUUGUACAUCUGACAUCACAGAAUGAAAAACAAGGCACAACCAUUGAACAUCUGACAUCACAGAAUGAAAAACAAGACACAACCAUUGAACAUCUGACAUCACAGAAUGAACAUCUGACAUCACAGAAUGAACAUCUGACAUCACAGAAUGAACAUCUGACAUCACAGAAUGACCAAAAAGAUAGAGAAAAUGUUGAACUCAUUGUGCAAAACAAGGAAAAAGAUGUAAGAAUAAAAGACAUGAAGUGCAUGAAUAAAAAAAUGCAUAUUGAUCUCCAAGAAAAACAAGAAUUGUGUGAAGUAAAAGAAAGGCAGCUCAAAAAACAAUGUCUAGUCAUUGAUGAGUUACAUGUGGAAAUGAGUGCUACGAAUGAAAGACUUGGAAAUCUAGAAAAAGGUCUUGAAAACAAAAAUAAACAUAUCAGUGAACAAGAUAAAAUGAUCAGUGAUUUAAAUGAUAAAGUACAAUCUCAGGACAAAGUAAACCAAGAUCUGUUUCAACAGUUACAGGAGUUAAAAAAUAUGUUACUUACUGUUAACCAGAGACAAGAGGCAGCAGAAUCAAGCAAGAAAACCUCAUCAUCUUGAAGUCACCCAGUGUACAGACAUUUAAUAUCAUAAAUUUAUUUUGUGUUUUGCUUUAUUUGUUUAUAUUAAUACACAGUAAAAAUGUACUCAGCAAAAAAUGUUGUACAUUUUUCAUUAUUUUAAAACAAAUACAUUUGUAAUUUGUUAUAAGAAUAUCUGCUGGGCAGAUUUUAUGUUAACCUUUAAAGUUUUUGUUAUUGUAUGUUGUUAAGAUUGUUA
Mytilus trossulus (common blue mussel) is the source of this 1010-nucleotide messenger RNA. RefSeq names its product M protein, serotype 6-like. The transcript is spliced from 2 exons. Bases 135 to 791 code for a protein of 218 amino acids. The record is from RefSeq and is a predicted model, not a curated record. NCBI's taxonomy places the organism in Eukaryota, Metazoa, Mollusca, Bivalvia, Mytilida, Mytilidae.